This is a messenger RNA of Cladocopium goreaui, 1734 nucleotides long. NCBI's taxonomy places the organism in Eukaryota, Dinophyceae, Suessiales, Symbiodiniaceae. The record is from the annotation of a GenBank genome assembly.
AUGGAGGCUGGAUGUGGCUGGAACAGCACCUCCAAAAGGUUCUUGGGACAUCAUACAGGACGAUAUCAUGCCCUCUCAAUGGUGUCGAGUACUGAGAGGGGUCCUGAUCGAGAUAGAGGGGACCGCUAUGUGGAGAUCUUUCUGUAUUCCGAGCGGCCAAAUAAGUUGAGGUUUAAGAAGGCCGUGGGUGAAGCGAGCGAAUGCCAAGAAGAAGAGAUUGAGGCCUUGGGUAUCACCAAACAACACGUCCUUGACGAAUGUCGACAGCACAUGAGCAUGGAAGGAAAAGCCAAGUUGCUCCUGAGUAUGCUGGGUGUGGCCCUAUCUCCAGGCUCUCGCUUGUACUUGAAGAAGACGGACCAGGGCUUGAAGCAUUUCCUGUCCUCGUGUCCCAAUGAGUUCAGUGUCGAUGGUUCCAAGGGUAGGGAGAUCAUCACGUACCUGCCAGCCUGCAAGUCUGAGAGCCACCCUCCCUGCCCUCCCUCGGAGGAGCCGGUGAAAGUGGAGCCCAUGAAGAUGGAAGCGAUGGCACCUAUGGAGAGCCUCAGCCUGCCGCCUCUGGCCGUAAAGGCUGCGCCAAGCCAAGCAAUGCCAAAGGCCAAGGCCUCCUUGCCGUUGCCAACAGCCUCCCCGGAGUCUCCGAUGGCAUGCGCACCCAGCAAGGCGGUUUCGCCCAUGCCCCCAGGGUCGGUUGAAAGCAACUGUGCGUACUUGGGCACUCGUCGUGGAAGCCAGAGUGCAGGCCCCCUGACUGGCCACAUUAGUGACCUGGGAGGCUUUCCGCCCACUCCUGCGCCCUUCCCACCGACUCCACAGAUUGAUGACCUGGUCCUUGACAUGCCGGUGAUGCCCAUUGCUGAUGUGAAGGAACCAAAGGAACCGGAGAGUCCAAAGGCGACGUUUUCCAACAUCGACAAGCUUGGUACAACUUUUAUGAAUACUCCCAGCGAUUGGGGCACCCCCUUGGAGGUUACGCGCCAUCGGCAUUUGAUUGGCCUGGGCGACAACCAGCUCCACGGCAAUGCCACGAGCUUGGCAGCUCUCAGCUCAACAGUAGGAGCAUCUGCUGAAUCGACAUCUGCUCCCGCUCUCCCAGCGACCUCUGGGUUGCCACCUCAAAGCUGGUCUGCAUGGGGUAUGCCCCCAGCUACCAUGCCAGCUCCCUUCUGGCCACCCUUGAUGAUGCCGCCUCUCACUGGAGACGCGGCCGCAGCGGCGCAGGCCUUGCGAUCUGGCAGCCUGCCAGGAGGCCUUCCAUCAGAUGGAGCUGCAAGCUUGCAGAUGAUGCUGGGCACAUUCAUGGCCAUGAAUGGAGGCUGGCAGCAGCCCUGGAUGCAAGAACCUCCUACCCAGACGGAGUCCGCGGCAGUGCAGCAAGAAGCGCCUCAGACUGACUUCAUCCAGAAGUUGCUGAACAAAGAAAUUCCGAUCCGCUUGCGCGGCCUGCCCUAUGAAGCCAGUGAGCAGGACAUUUUGGCCUGGAUGGCCAAGCACGAAGUGGUAGAUCAAAUCGUCGAAUCGCGGCAAGCGGUGAGAGUCUACAACAAGGAGAGCCGCUGCGCCGCUUUUUUCGCCCAUCCGAACAAUGGGAAGCCCAUGGGUGUGGCUGUGGUUGCCCUGAACAGCAAAGAAGAUGCAGAUUAUGUCCUUGAGGUUCUGAAUGGUCAGUACAUGAAGAAUCGCUACAUCGAGGUAUUUCAUCAUAUGGAGGUCGGGCGGCGCGUGACCAACUGA